Molecule: messenger RNA, 3336 nt
Organism: Peromyscus maniculatus bairdii (prairie deer mouse)
Lineage: Eukaryota; Metazoa; Chordata; Mammalia; Rodentia; Cricetidae
Gene: Pofut3
Product: protein O-fucosyltransferase 3
Cellular component (GO): Golgi membrane
Molecular function (GO): alpha-(1->3)-fucosyltransferase activity
Source: RefSeq, a predicted model, not a curated record
CUCAGGGGCGUAAAUAGAAAAUGAGGACUCUCGGGGUGCGCGGAGCAUCGGGCACCCCUGAGGCUGGCUGAAGUACAGUGAUGGGGACUUGUUUUGAUGCUCGAAUGCCUAAGUGUUUUUGGAUGCUGCUGUGUCCGAGGACUCCAGCUGCUCUGAUGAUAGCCUAAGAAGACUGCAUGCCGUUCCCUCCCAGCAUCAAGCCAGCCCCACUCGGAACCUCGGAACCUCGUAUCUCAGUCCUUCAUGGAGACCAGCUCCCAGCAGGAAAUUGGCACCCAGAUGGUUCCUCCAUGUGAGGUUGUCUCUGGCUGUGGGCUGACUGGAGGACACCUGGUGGCCAGGCCAGCCCUUGAUCAGUCACCCAGGACGGGGCAGCAUGGUGCGGAUUCAGAGGAGGAAGCUUCUGGCGUCUUGCCUGUGCAUGGCAGCCACUGUCUUUCUGAUGGUCACGCUGCAGGUAGUGGUCGAGCUUGGAAAAUUCGAAAGGAAGAGGUUUAAAAACUCCAAUUUGCAAGACGGACGCAAAAAAGUGGAAGAGGAGCCUAAACCUCUCAAUCCCUUUCCUGAAAAGGCAGCCCUAGCCUUGGAUGUGAAGAACAGGAUGGAUGUGGGGAGCUACCCCAUUGUGCUGUGGUGGUCCCCACUGACUGGGGAGACUGGCAGGCUCGGCCAGUGUGGGCCUGAUGCCUGCUUCUUCACCAUCAACCGGACCUUCCAGCAUCAUCCUAUGACCAAGGCCUUCCUCUUCUAUGGUACUGACGUGAACAUAGACAGCUUACCUCUGCCUCGGAAAGCCUAUCAUGACUGGGCCCUUUUCCAUGAAGAGUCCCCCAAAAACAAUUAUAAGCUCUUCCACAAGCCAGUCAUCACCUUAUUCAACCACACAGCCACGUUCAGCAGACAUUCCCACUUGCCCCUGACUACCCAGUACCUGGAAGGUGUGGAAGUCCUGAAGUCACUCAGAUACCUAGUACCUUUGCAGUCUAAAAACAACCUAAGACAAAAACUUGCUCCCCUGGUAUAUGUACAGUCAGACUGUGAUCCACCAUCAGACAGGGACAGCUAUGUUCGUGAGCUGAUGGCUUACAUUGAAGUUGAUUCGUAUGGGGAGUGUUUACAAAACAAACAUCUUCCUCAGCCGCUGAAAAAUCCAGCCUCCAUGGAUGCCGAUGGCUUCUACAGGAUCAUCGCCCAGUAUAAGUUCAUCCUUGCUUUUGAGAAUGCAGUUUGUGAUGAUUACAUCACAGAGAAGUUCUGGAGACCACUGAAACUGGGGGUCGUGCCUGUGUAUUACGGAUCCCCCACCAUCGCAGACUGGCUCCCAAGUAACAGAAGUGCCAUUCUUGUUUCCGAGUUUUCUCACCCCAAAGAACUGGCCAGUUUCAUUAGACAACUGGAUUAUGAUGACAGAUUGUAUGAGGCCUACGUAGAAUGGAAGCUGAAGGGGGAGAUCUCUAACCAGCGGCUUCUGACAGCUCUCCGGGAACGGAAGUGGGGCGUGCAAGACAUUAACCAGGACAACUACAUUGAUACAUUUGAGUGUAUGGUGUGCCGCAGGGUGUGGGAAAACAGUAGGCUACAGGAGCAGAGAGGUGUGCCACACAAGAAGGCAGAAGAUUGCUUUACUCUUUGGAGAUCCCGGCAGGACCUUCUGAAGCGCUUCAGUUCUCCUUGUUUCUUCUGAAGGAUACUUUUGCUACAGGUGCUGGCCAUUGACACAUGGACUGCAGAAGAAGGUCCCCAAAUCAGAAACUUAAGAGGUCUGCCUGCUGCCUGUACGAGCAGUCCUAUAAUCCCUUCAUCAGUUCUGUUGCUAAGGACCUUGUGGUUUGUGCCAGCCCCCUUCCCUCAAGCCCACAGGCUGCCAUUAGGAAACUCAUCUUGCAUAUGCAUUUAGCCACCUCUGUCUCCAUUCUUGAUCUUGUUCUUUCUGACAUAUACUCAUGCUGGCUAAUAUAAUUUAAUUGUCCUAAUUCUUAAUGCUUGGGAUCAGAAGAAUUUCAGAUGUUGAGGUUUUCCACUUCUUAUAAUUAUUUGCAUAGCCUUUACCAGUUGAACAUUUCUAAUCCCCAAAUCCCAAACCUGAAAUGUUGUAAAAUUAGAAAGUUUGUUGCUCAAAAAGUUUCAGACUUCAGAGCAUUUUGGAUUUCAGAUCUUUAGAUCUCACAUGAGAGAUGCUCAGCUUGUAAGAUUUUUCAGGUCUCAGGUGAGGGAUGCUCAACCUAUAUGAAGACUUCAAAUAACAAUGAGGCUCAUAUCAUCGGGCAGAGUCCCCAAGGAUUACUCAACAAGACAGGAUUACUAAUUUGAUGGUAUUUAUUAUGCUGGCUGGCAACUGCCCGUUGAGAAACAGUUCUCAUAGAGUAUCCCUGACUGUUGUAUUUAAAAGUGGUGUGGUGGUGGCCUUGGCAAGUUGGAGUCAAGGGGCAUGGCAGAAAGUCACUCACACCAUGCAGACAACACUCACAUAGAGUAUUUUAUUAAGGGAAGUGAAGAAGGGACACAGAGUGUACCUCUGGAGAUAGAAGAGAGGAAGAGAGAAGAAGAGAUGGGAAAAGGGGACGAGAGAAGGUGCAGACAUGACCUUAUGGGAAGAGAGAGAGAGAGAAAGAGAAAGAAAGAAAGAGAGAGAGGGAGAGGGGUGCCUUGGCACAUGCACAAUCAGGCUAUGCAAACAGCUACCUAGGAUGUCAAGGUUCCCAAGGGUCCGGCCAGGUAAUGCUUAAAUGCUAACAUUGAUGACUUUCUGCAAGGAGCUUUUUUUCUUUUUCUUUUUGUUUUUUUCUAGACAGGGUUUUCCUGUGUAGUUUUUGGUCCUUGUUCCAGAUCUUGCUCUGUAGACCAGGCUGGCCUCAAACUCACAGAGAUCCGCCUGCCUCUGCCUCCUCAGUGCUAGGAUUAAAGGCGUGCGCCACCACCGCCCGGCUGCAGGGAGCUUUUAAAGGUAAAACCCAUAUCCUGGUUGACAGUUGCAAAUAGAAGUAGAGCAAGCAAGCUGUUUAACAGAAGUAAAAAGCGGCAGUUAGCUGAGGCAUCUUGACCGCAAGUCCCUGGGACAAGAUUGGGUAAUUUUUUUUUUUAAGGGACUCUUCCACAGGAGGGGGUUUAAGGAGGGAGUCAACUCUGGGUCAGACCUUAGAUGCUGCUGCAGAGAUAGCACGUCACCAAACACUGAAAUUUCUAGCUCCUUGAUCGUGUACUACCCAGAGUUCAGAAUUGUGAGAAACACCUAGUUUACAGUGUUCUGCUACAGCAGAAUACUUAGCGAGUACCCUAAAACGUAAGGGAGGAUAUUAAACAAGGGCUAGGUACAAGAAAUGUGACAGAACUAACUUG